Spirodela intermedia is the source of this 582-nucleotide messenger RNA. Lineage: Eukaryota; Viridiplantae; Streptophyta; Magnoliopsida; Alismatales; Araceae. The record is from the annotation of a GenBank genome assembly.
AUGAACAACGCCGGCGUGCUCGGGAGCCAAACCCGGCGGCGAAAGAGCAUCACGGAGCUUGAUGCCGACGAGCUCGACUCGGUUAUGCGGGUGAACGUUCGCGGCGUCGCCCUGGGCAUGAAGCACGCAGCGCGCGCAAUGGUGCCGAGGGGCGCCGGCAGCAUCAUCUCGACCGCCAGCGUCGCCGGCGUAAUGGGCGGCAUGGGGCCGCAUGCCUACACCGCCUCCAAGCACGCCAUCGUCGGCCUCACCAAGAACGCCGCCUGCGAGCUCGGCGCACACGGGAUCCGCGUCAACUGCAUCUCCCCCUUCGGGGUGGCCACCUCCAUGCUGGUUAACGCCUGGAGGCAGGCCGACGAGGACGACGAGGAGGCGGCGGCGGGGAUCUCUACCGAGGAGGAGGUCAAGAAGAUGGAGACGCUGGUGAGCACUAUGGCUAACCUCAAAGGCCCAACCUUGCAAACCCGGGACGUUGCGGAGGCGGCGCUCUACCUAGCCAGCGAUGAUUCCAAGUACGUCAGCGGCCAUAACCUCGUCGUUGAUGGCGGCGUCACCUCCUCUAGGAACUGCAUAGGAUUAUAG